This is a messenger RNA of Aspergillus niger, 171 nucleotides long. RefSeq lists its product as uncharacterized. The record is from RefSeq and is a predicted model, not a curated record. Bases 1 to 171 code for a protein of 56 amino acids. NCBI's taxonomy places the organism in Eukaryota, Fungi, Ascomycota, Eurotiomycetes, Eurotiales, Aspergillaceae. The transcript is spliced from 4 exons.
AUGCGAUGGGGUACAUGCCAUCCGAACAAUAGGCACCCCUUGCAUGCCAGCCUUGCUAACGUCCUAGCGUUCCUCGCAGAAGAGGUCUCUGGCUCGAAAGAGAAUGUGAAUUCUUGGCCUGGAAAGGAAGUCACAAGGGUCAUUAUUUAUGUGGAUGCCACUCUCGCAUGA